Messenger RNA from Dreissena polymorpha, 699 nucleotides. RefSeq names its product mediator of RNA polymerase II transcription subunit 10-like. Gene Ontology annotation, cellular component: chromatin; mediator complex. Gene Ontology annotation, biological process: positive regulation of transcription by RNA polymerase II. NCBI's taxonomy places the organism in Eukaryota, Metazoa, Mollusca, Bivalvia, Myida, Dreissenidae. The record is from RefSeq and is a predicted model, not a curated record. The transcript is spliced from 4 exons. Gene Ontology annotation, molecular function: transcription coregulator activity. The coding region runs from base 80 to 484 and encodes 134 amino acids.
UACGUAAUAAAUACUCUUUGUGUUUCUUAAGUACAAACCUUUAAUGUUUUCUUUAUAAAAUACAACUACACAAAUCACGAUGGCUGAUAGAUUUGAAGCUUUAGAAGAACAGUUAGAACGAUUCAUUGAGAAUGCAAGGCAGCUAGGCAUUAUUGUCAGCGAUUUCCAGCCACAGGGCCAAAAUGCUUUAAAUUCAAAAUUACAGACGAUGGUUCAAGGAAUGCAGGAAAUUGACAAAUUAAAGACUCACAUGCAAGACAUUCAUGUUCCAUUGGACGUGUUUGAGUACAUAGAUCAAGGCAAAAACCCAAAUUUAUACACUAAACAUUGUUUGGAGAAAGCUCUGGGCAAAAAUGAACAGAUAAAAGGGAAAAUAGAUGCUUUUAAGAGGUUUAAAGCCAUGCUGAUACUGGAACUGACCGAUGUGUUCCCAAAGGAGAUGGCAAACUACAGAGCUUUGAGAGGCGAUGACAGACCAACGUGAGGGACUGUACAUGUGUGUGAAUCUAUGACUAUGUACUCUGUGGACAUGUAUCAGCGGAUAGUUCCUCACAGACAGGCUGUUUGUUCAGGGUGGAAUUGUGUUGGCUAUGCUGGUGUAAUUUUUGUAGUGUGGAGAAACAUGUGCUGCAUGUAUGCAUAUUGCCUACACGAGAACUUAAACAUGUGAAUUUAUUUCUUUAUGUCCCCCCCCCCCCC